CGGCCUCACGGCUCGUUACAGAGCGAGGCGGUGGCAGACUGGCAGUGACAACAAGCAGCUGUUAGUCAGUGCUCAGUGGUCCAUAACAACACAGGUACAGGAUCUCUGGGUGUUAUACUGGCACGCUUCAGCACCUCAGUAUUAAUAACAACUGCCUUCUUGUGAUCACCAGGAUGAGGCUGCUGCUGCAGCCCAUCAUCACAGCUCCUGCAAAGUGGUUCUCAUGGUUUCCUUGCCGGCAGGUGGGCUGGGCUAACAUGGACAAGGUGGAGAGUGCUAAGAAGGCAGCAGCCCACAGGGCCAUAGAUGAACAUGUCAAGGAUGCAUACAAGGUCGGAGUUGGGAGUGGCUCCACGGUGGUGUAUGCCGUUGAGAGACUCGCUCAGCGUGUUCGUGAGGAAGGGCUGAAGGUGGUAUGUGUUCCAACCUCCUUCCAAGCACGACAGCUCAUUGUGAACAAUAAUCUGCAGAUAUCUGACCUUGAAAUUACACCUGAGCUGGAUGUAGCCAUUGAUGGAGCAGAUGAGGCAGACCAACAGCUAACACUUAUUAAAGGAGGUGGAGGAUGUCAGCUGCAAGAAAAGAUUGUUGCUGCAGCUGCCAAGACCUUUGUUGUCAUUGCUGACUAUAGAAAGGAUUCCACAGUUCUUGGGGAACAGUGGAAAAAAGGCAUCCCCAUUGAAGUUGUUCCCAUGGCUUAUUGUCCUGUCAAGCUGAAAAUUGAAAAUGAACUUGGUGGAAAGGCAGUCCUGCGGCAGGCCAAGGCCAAAGCAGGUCCUGUUGUGACAGACAAUGGGAAUUUUAUCCUUGACUGGGUGUUUGACAGGAUCCAUGACUGGGAGAAAGUGAACCAGCAAAUCAUGAUGAUUCCAGGUGUGGUGGAGACAGGCCUCUUUGUAAGCAUGGCAUCUACAGCUUACUUUGGAAUGCAAGAUGGGUCUGUAAAAGAGCGCCAUGUAUGAGUUUUAAAGUGAAAGUAGCAACAACUGAAACACUCCAGUGGUAAUCUUACCACACAACCUUCAAUAACAUACAGCAGAUGUUAUUGUUUUUUAUUACUUUCAUAAGUCUAUAUUCAUUUAUGUGUUUAAAUUAAGAAUUGUUUGGGGGAAAUGGUUGAAAUGUUAUCCAUUUACAUAUCUUUAUAGGAUUGAGACUGAUAAGAUGUCACAUCUUGUCUCAUUGUAAGAAUAUGAAUACAGAGAGGACAGUCUCCAGUACCUUACAAUCCGUCCCUUUUACUUACCUCUCAUGACGUGUAGUGAGGUUGGUGGCAGUAUUUUUCCAACCCAGCUACAGUGUAUGGCCAGGCUGUGUCUCUCAUACCAAAGGAGAAAUAAUAAUAUUAGUGCCACUAAUAAUU
Messenger RNA from Scylla paramamosain (green mud crab), 1363 nucleotides. RefSeq names its product ribose-5-phosphate isomerase-like (gene Rpi). The coding region runs from base 174 to 962 and encodes 262 amino acids. Gene Ontology annotation, biological process: D-ribose metabolic process; pentose-phosphate shunt, non-oxidative branch. The record is from RefSeq and is a predicted model, not a curated record. NCBI's taxonomy places the organism in Eukaryota, Metazoa, Arthropoda, Malacostraca, Decapoda, Portunidae. Gene Ontology annotation, cellular component: intracellular membrane-bounded organelle. The transcript is spliced from 8 exons. Gene Ontology annotation, molecular function: ribose-5-phosphate isomerase activity.